This is a messenger RNA of Hydractinia symbiolongicarpus, 824 nucleotides long. Its product is annotated as polyisoprenoid diphosphate/phosphate phosphohydrolase PLPP6-like. The coding region runs from base 36 to 677 and encodes 213 amino acids. The transcript has a single exon. NCBI's taxonomy places the organism in Eukaryota, Metazoa, Cnidaria, Hydrozoa, Anthoathecata, Hydractiniidae. The record is from RefSeq and is a predicted model, not a curated record. Gene Ontology annotation, molecular function: sphingosine-1-phosphate phosphatase activity.
GACAUAGUAUCAGACUAUGACUAAUUGCAAACAAGAUGGCAUCUAAUGCUGUUGAAAGAAAAAUCGUGCAUACUUCUAAAAAAUCUAAUCGUGAAUAUUCAUGCAAAUACCUGGCAAGAACGUCAUGGUCGCAAUUUCAAGAACUAGACCAUUCACUUUCCAGAUUAAUGAGUCUCUAUAAUGGUUACUUUGGAACAAAGUCUUUUAAAAUAUUACGAGCACUACUUAAAUUUUUGGAAUGGACUGGUCAUGGCGUUCCUUGGUUAGUUUUUGUUUCAUAUCAGAUUUUUGCUUCAAGUGAUGAAUUUUAUUUCACUUUAAUGUUGUCACUGAUUCUGGACUUAAUUGUAAUUGCAGUGCUGAAGCUAGUUUUCCAAAGACCUCGCCCAAUAUACAAUGAGAACGAUAUGCCUUUGAGUGCCUCUAAGGUGGACGACUUCUCCUUCCCAUCUGGUCACACAACUAGAGCAUUCAUGGUUAUGUUCCUGUAUGUGAUGCAUAGAAUUUCAAACAUUGAAAGAAUCUUUUGGAUUUCUUGGGCAGUACUUCUUGGCUUGUCCAGAGUUGUGUUAGGAAGACACCAUCUUAGUGAUGUAGUAGCUGGUGUUUUUAUUGGAUUGGCUGAUGGUGUUAUGGUAACAGAGUUUGUGAUGUGGUAUAAUAGACAACAUUUUUAAUUUGAUUGAUUUAGUAGCAGAAAUUUGAAAUUUAUAAAAACUAGACAGAAGUUUUAUUAUCAGUGUUUAAUCACUUGUUGGCAAAAAUUUUAAGUUUCUCUUUUAUUGUAAAAACUGAAAGAAAGCUAUAUGCAUGAGAAAACAUUA